AUGACAGUGUUUGAUGAUUGUUUUUGCUUGUUUCAGGCGUCGCUAGCGUUUACACUUGCCAGCGAAGAUGUACCAAAGAAUAACCCAAAAGAUAUUAUAAAUGACGAAGUUCGCGCAGCCAGGGACUACAACGGAAAUGACAAUGAAGUAGUGGUUGACAUCGAAGACGAUGAGAAGAAACAGUAUUACGAAACUAAUUACGAUACAAGUGCGUAUGGAUUUGGUUACGAUGUCGGCCCUAAUGGUCAGUUUCACCACGAAAACCGAGGACCAGAUGGUGUCACCUACGGUUGCUAUGGUUACGUAGACCCGGACGGCUACCUUCGAGCCACACACUAUGUAGCUGAUAGUCACGGAUACAGAGUUGUAGAGCCAGAAAAACCAGUUGAAGUUUAUCCGGACACUAACCAUGUAUACGAUGAGAAUUCUGACAACGCAUCCGAAAUACCUGGACAAAUUAUUACUUGGGACAAAUUGUACUUCCCUAAGGGAUGUGGAAGGACCCCAGGUGGUGUUCCACCGAAACCCCGACCGAAGCCAACCCCGCGACCCCCGAAACCCCCAACAGAUAGUACUGGACAAAACAGCAACCCCAACCCUGGUGUGAUUUACCCUGGAGGUCCAGGAUACUAUCCCGGUACUUCCGGAACCCCUGGCUCCCCAGGCUACCCCGGAUCUCCAGGCAGUCCAGGAGGACCUGGUGGACCAGGAGGAGCGGGAGGCGGUUAUUACCCCGGAUCAGGUGCUGGCGGUCCAGGUGGACCAAACGGACCAAAUGGACCUAACGGACCAAGUGGUCCAGGGGGACCGAAUGGACCAAACGGUCCUAGUGGUCCAGGUGGACCUAAUGGUCCUGGAGGACCAAACGGGCCGAAUGGACCGGGAGGAUCAGGAGGCGGUUAUUACCCCGGAUCAAGUGGACCAUCUGGUCCCACCGGUGGAGGUGGCUACUACCCAGGAUCACAAGAUGGUGGAUAUUAUCCAGGACAACCAGGCUCACCCGGAUUUCCAGGAUCUCCAGGCAGUCCUGGUGGACCAGGUGGACCAGGUGGACCAGGUGGACCAGGUGGUCCAAGUGGACCCGGUGGCGGUUAUUACCCAGGUGGUCAAGCACCUGGAGGAGGAGGAUAUCAUCCAGGACCCAGCGGACCAAAUGGACCAUCAGGUGGUGGCUAUUACCCAGGACAACCAGGAAGUCCAGGCUUACCGGGUUCACCAGGAUACCCGGGUGGGCCCGGCGGACCUGGAGGACCAGGCGGCCCAGGAGGACCAGGAGCGAGUAGCCCCGGUCAAGGACCAACUGGUGGAGGCUACCUGCCAGGACAGUCGGGCAAACCAAGCGGACAAGACGGAACAGGAGGACCCAGUGGCCCAAGUGGCCCACCAGGCAGCUAUUAUCCAGGAUCUCCAGGAAGUCCGGGCUUACCCGGCUCACCAGGAUAUCCAGGUGGUCCUGGUGGUCCUGGGGGACCAGGAGGUCCAGGUGGACCAGGGGGACCAAGUGGACCAGUGGGACCAAGUGGAGGAGGCUACUUGCCAGGACAAUCAGGCGGGCAAAAUGGACCAGGACCCAACGGACAAGGAGGCUCCGGUGGACCUAACGGGCCAACAGGAGGAGGCUAUUAUCCAGGUCAAUCAGGAAGUCCAGGAUUACCAGGCUCGCCAGGACAUCCUGGUGGUCCCGGAGGCCCUGGGGGACCAGGUGGCCCAGGUGGACCGGGAGGACCAAGUGGAGGAGGCUACUUGCCAGGACAAUCAGGCGGUCAAAAUGGACCAGGAGGUCCCAACGGACCAGGAGGCUCCGGAGGCCCUAGCGGGCCAAUAGGAGGAGACCAUUAUCCAGGUCAACCCGGAAGUCCAGGUUUACCAGGUUCACCAGGAUAUCCGGGUGGACCAGGGGGCCCGGGUGGACCAGGUGGACCAGGCGGACCUGGGGGACCAAGUAGUGGUUAUAACCCCGAUUCCCAAGGACAACCAGGCGGCCCAAGUCAACCAGGACAACCAGGCCAACCCGGUAAACCAGGCACCCCAGGACAACCAGGAACCCCAGGCAAGCCAGGCCAACCCGGCCAACCAGGAACACCAGGUCAGCCCGGAUAUCCGGGACAACCCGGUAAGCCAGGCCAACCCGGACAACCAGGCUAUCCAGGACAACCAGGCCAACCAGGCCAACCAGGAGGACCAGGACAACAAGGCCAACCAGGCUAUCCAGGACAACCAGGCCAACCAGGCUAUCCAGGACAACCGGGUCAACCAGGCACACCAGGACAACCAGGCACCCCAGGCAAGCCAGGCCAACCCGGCCAACCAGGAACACCAGGCCAACCAGGCAAGCCAGGCCAACCCGGCCAACCAGGAAAACCAGCUCAGCCUGGAUAUCCAGGACAACCCGGCCAACCUGGCUAUCCAGGACAACCGGGUCAACCAGGCACACCAGGCAAGCCAGGCCAACCCGGCCAACCAGGAACACCAGGUCAGCCUGGAUAUCCAGGACAACAAGGCCAACCAGGCCAACCCGGACAACCAGGACAACCCGGCUAUCCAGGACAACAAGGCCAACCAGGCUAUCCAGGACAACCAGGCCAACCAGGCUAUCCAGGACAACCGGGUCAACCAGGCACACCAGGACAACCAGGUCAACCAGGCACACCAGGCAAGCCAGGCCAUCCCGGCCAACCAGGAACAUCAGGCCAACCAGGAGGACCAGGACAACAAGGCUAUCCAGGACAACAAGGCCAACCAGGAGGACCAGGACAACAAGGCCAACCCGGACAACCAGGCCAACCAGGCUAUCCAGUACAACCAGGCACCCCAGGCAAGCCAGGCCAUCCCGGCCAACCAGGAACACCAGGUCAGCCCGGAUAUCCGGGACAACCCGGUAAGCCAGGCCAACCCGGACAACCAGGCUAUCCAGGACAACCAGGCCAACCAGGAGGACCAGGACAACAAGGCCAACCAGGCUAUCCAGGACAACCAGGACAACCCGGCUAUCCAGGACAACCGGGUCAACCAGGCACACCAGGACAACCAGGCACCCCAGGCAAGCCAGGCCAACCCGGCCAACCAGGAACACCAGGCCAACCAGGCUAUCCAGGACAACCAGGACAACCAGGACAACCCGGUUAUCCAGGACAACAAGGCCAACCAGGCUAUCCAGGACAACCGGGUCAACCAGGCACACCAGGACAACCAGGCACCCCAGGCAAGCCAGGCCAACCCGGCCAACCAGGAACACCAGGCCAACCAGGCUAUCCAGGACAACCAGGACAACCCAGCAAGCCAGGCCAACCUGGCCAACCAGGAACACCAGCUCAGCCUGGAUAUCCAGGACAACAAGGCCAACCAGGCCAACCCGGACAACCAGGACAACCUGGCUAUCCAGGACAACCGGGUCAACCAGGCACACCAGGCAAGCCAGGCCAACCCGGCCAACCAGGAACACCAGGUCAGCCUGGAUAUCCAGGACAACAAGGCCAACCAGGCCAACCCGGACAACCAGGAGCACCCGGCUAUCCAGGACAACAAGGCCAACCAGGCUAUCCAGGACAACCAGGCCAACCAGGCUAUCCAGGACAACCGGGUCAACCAGGCACACCAGGACAACCAGGCACCCCAGGCAAGCCAGGCCAACCCGGCCAACCUGGAACACCAGGCCAACCAGGCUAUCCAGGACAACCAGGACAACCCGGCUAUCCAGGACAACAAGGCCAACCAGGAGGACCAGGACAACAAGGCCAACCCGGACAACCAGGCCAACCAGGCCAACCUGGAACACCAGGCCAACCAGGCUAUCCAGGACAACCAGGACAACCCGGCUAUCCAGGACAACAAGGCCAACCAGGAGGACCAGGACAACAAGGCCAACCCGGACAACCAGGCCAACCAGGCUAUCCAGUACAACCAGGCACCCCAGGCAAGCCAGGCCAUCCCGGCCAACCAGGAACACCAGGUCAGCCCGGAUAUCCGGGACAACCCGGUAAGCCAGGCCAACCCGGACAACCAGGCUAUCCAGGACAACCAGGCCAACCAGGAGGACCAGGACAACAAGGCCAACCAGGCUAUCCAGGACAACCAGGACAACCCGGCUAUCCAGGACAACCGGGUCAACCAGGCACACCAGGACAACCAGGCAACCCAAGCAAGCCAGGCCAACCCGGCCAACCUGGAACACCAGGCAACCCAGGCAAGCCAGGCCAAACCGGCCAACCUGGAACACCAGGCCAACCAGGCUAUCCAGGACAACCAGGACAACCCGGCUAUCCAGGACAACAAGGCCAACCAGGAGGACCAGGACAACAAGGCCAACCCGGACAACCAGGCCAACCAGACUAUCCAGUACAACCAGGCACCCCAGGCAAGCCAGGCCAUCCCGGCCAACCAGGAACACCAGGUCAGCCCGGAUAUCCGGGACAACCCGGUAAGCCAGGCCAACCCGGACAACCAGGCUAUCCAGGACAACCAGGCCAACCAGGAGGACCAGGACAACAAGGCCAACCAGGCUAUCCAGGACAACCAGGACAACCCGGCUAUCCAGGACAACCGGGUCAACCAGGCACACCAGGACAACCAGGCACCCCAGGCAAGCCAGGCCAACCCGGCCAACCAGGAACACCAGGCCAACCAGGCUAUCCAGGACAACCAGGACAACCCGGCUAUCCAGGACAACAAGGCCAACCCGGACAACAAGGCCAACCAGGCUAUCCAGGACAACCAGGCCAACCAGGCACACCAGGACAACCAGGCCAACCAGGCUAUCCAGGACAACCAGGACAACCCGGCUAUCCAGGACAACAAGGCCAACCCGGACAACAAGGCCAACCAGGCUAUCCAGGACAACCAGGCCAACCAGGCACACCAGGACAACCAGGCACCCCAGGCAAGCCAGGUCAGCCUGGAUAUCCAGGACAACAAGGCCAAGCAGGCCAACCCGGACAACCAGGACAACCUGGCUAUCCAGGACAACCAGGCCAACCAGGCUAUCCAGGCAAGCCAGGCCAACCCGGCCAACCAGGCCAACCAGGAGGACCAGGACAACAAGGCCAACCCGGCUAUCCAGGACAACCGGGUCAACCAGGCACACCAGGACAACCAGGUACCCCAGGCAAGCCAGGCCAACCCGGCCAACCAGGCCAACCCGGCCAACCAGGCCAACCAGGCUAUCCAGGACAACCAGGACAACCCGGCUAUCCAGGACAACAAGGCCAACCCGGACAACAAGGCCAACCAGGCUAUCCAGAAAAACCAGGCACCCCAGGCCAACCCGGACAACCAGGACAACCCGGCUAUCCAGGACAACAAGGCCAACCAGGAUAUCCAGGACAACCAGGUCAACCAGGCACACCAGGCAAGCCAGGCCAUCCCGGCCAACCAGGAACAUCAGGCCAACCAGGAGGACCAGGACAACAAGGCUAUCCAGGACAACCAGGACAACCCGGCUAUCCAGGACAACAAGGCCAACCCGGACAACCAGGCACCCCAGGCAAGCCAGGCCAACCCGGCCAACCAGGAACACCUGGCCAACCAGGAACACCAGGUCAGCCUGGAUAUCCAGGACAACAAGGCCAACCAGGCCAACCCGGACAACCAGGACAACCCGGCUAUCCAGGACAACAAGGCCAACCCGGACAACAAGGCACCCCAGGCAAGCCAGGCCAACCCGGCCAACCAGGAACACCAGGCCAACCAGGAACACCAGGUCAGCCUGGAUAUCCAGGACAACAAGGCCAACCAGGCCAACCCGGCCAACCAGGACAACCCGGCUAUCCAGGACAACCGGGUCAACCAGGAACACCAGGCCAACCAGGAACACCAGGUCAGCCUGGAUAUCCAGGACAACAAGGCCAACCAGGCCAACCCGGACAACCAGGACAACCCGGCUAUCCAGGACAACAAGGCCAACCCGGACAACAAGGCACCCCAGGCAAGCCAGGCCAACCCGGCCAACCAGGAACACCAGGCCAACCAGGAACACCAGGUCAGCCUGGAUAUCCAGGACAACAAGGCCAACCAGGCCAACCCGGACAACCAGGACAACCCGGCUAUCCAGGACAACCGGGUCAACCAGGAACACCAGGCCAACCAGGAACACCAGGUCAGCCUGGAUAUCCAGGACAACAAGGCCAACCAGGCCAACCCGGACAACCCGGACAACCAGGACAACCCGGCUAUCCAGGACAACCGGGUCAACCAGGAACACCAGGCCAACCAGGAACACCAGGUCAGCCUGGAUAUCCAGGACAACAAGGCCAACCCGGCUAUCCAGGACAACAAGGCCAACCAGGCUAUCCAGGACAACCAGGACAACCCGGCUAUCCAGGACAACAAGGCCAACCCGGACAACAAGGCACCCCAGGCAAGCCAGGCCAACCCGGCCAACCAGGAACACCAGGCCAACCAGGAACACCAGGGCAGCCUGGAUAUCCAGGACAACAAGGCCAACCAGGCCAACCCGGACAACCAGGACAACCCGGCUAUCCAGGACAACCGGGUCAACCAGGCACACCAGGACAACCAGGCACCCCAGGCAAGCCAGGCCAACCCGGCCAACCAGGAACACCAGGCCAACCAGGAGGACCAGGACAACAAGGCUAUCCAGGACAACCAGGACAACAAGGCCAACCCGGACAACAAGGCCAACCAGGCAAACCCGGACAACCAGGACAACCCGGCUAUCCAGGACAACAAGGCCAACCAGGCUAUCCAGGCCAACCAGGCUAUCCAGGCCAACCAGGCUAUCCAGGACAACCAGGUCAACCCGGCCAACCAGGAACACAAGGUCAGCCUGGAAAUCCAGGACAACAAGGCCAACCAGGCGAACCCGGACAACCAGGACAACCCGGCUAUCCAGGACAACAAGGCCAACCCGGACAACAAGGCCAACCAGGCUAUCCAGGACAACCAGGUCAACAAGGCCAGCCCGGACAACCAGGAACACCAGGCCAGCCAGGACAACCAGGCUAUCCAGGACAACCAGGAACACCAGGCCAACCAGGAACACCAGGCCAGCCAGGACAACCAGGAACACCAGGCCAGCCAGGUCAACCUGGAACACCAGGUUACCCAGGUCAACCUGGAGGUCCAGCCCAACCAAUCCAACCCGGUCAACCAGGCACCCCAGCACAACCAGGCCAACCCGGUCAACCAGGACAACCCGGUAAACCUGGCUACCCAGGACAACCAGGAGGUCCAGGCCAACAAGGCCAACCCGGACAACAAGGCUACCCAGGUCAGCCAGGCACCCCAGGACAACCAGGAACACCAGGCCAACAAGGCCAGCCCGGACAACCAGGACAACAAGGUCAACCGGGAGCACCAGGACAACCAGGAAGCCCAAGUGGGCAAGGACAGCCCGGCCAGCAACAGCCAGGAAAGCCAGGCGGUGAUUCGGUUGGUGAAUCAACUGGCACUGGUGUGCAACCCCCAGUUUAUCCGCCGGGGCAAAUGCCUCCGUUCCCUAUGUACGUCAUACCCUAUCCUUUGCCCAUCGUGCCAUAUCCAGGUUCAUGUCCGUGCUACCUCUUGAAUCCAGGAAAUAACAGCAGCAGUACAGCUGUCACCCAGGCGCCAAUACAAAGCCCUCCGCCAUACUAUUCACCGUAUGGAAUAAUUGGUUUUCUACCUGUGGUCUUCGUCCCAAGCUGCCCCGGUAACGUAACUGAUAUGCAAACUGCACAACAGAACUUCCCCGGAGCUGUACCAGUUCCAUAUAAUUGCGCCCAGUGCCAGGCAAGCCGAGACAUAUAUAGAUAUUUCGGAAGAAUUGGUGGCGCUCGAAGCGUGGAUUUCAAAGAUCUUAAAGAAAUAACUUCCCUGCCAGAAUUGGAAAGUUUAUUGAAAAAUGAAAUAAAUGUGCCCAGAAAAAGUCUGCGAAGAAUUAAAGUACACGCCCGCGUUUUAGACGAUAAGAAAGACGAAAAGAAAACUGUAUCGAAAGAGUAA
This is a messenger RNA of Pieris macdunnoughi, 7938 nucleotides long. The record is from the annotation of a GenBank genome assembly. NCBI's taxonomy places the organism in Eukaryota, Metazoa, Arthropoda, Insecta, Lepidoptera, Pieridae.